AUGUAUUUCUCAUUUUUUUCCUUUUUUCUCUUUCUAUUUUCUGUCUGUAUUUACUUCCAUCUAUCUAUCUCUAUCUAUCUAUCACGGUCUAUUCAUAUCUAUCUAUCUAUCUAUCUAUCUAUCUAUCUAUCUAUCUAUCUAUCUAUCUAUCUCGGUCUGUUCAUAUCUAUCUAUCUAUCUAUUUUCUAUCUCUAUCUGUUCAUUCUAUCUAUGUAUCUAUCUCGGUCUGUUCAUUCUAUCUAUCUAUCUAUCUUGGUUUGUUCAUAUCUAUCUAUCUAUCUAUCUAUCUAUCUAUCUAUCUAUCAAAACGAGGGCGAUGAAACCCCUGAACAGACUUCUUUGCGUCUUUCACGGAUGGCCUCGAAAUUAGCUGCUCGCUUAUCUACGGAAAGCGCCGCUGCGCGAACUGAAAGGUUGGCUUCAGCGGCUUCAACCAUGUCCGCACGCCUCGCCAGGCUUUCAGUUGAAGAACGUUCACUUCAGAAUUACAGGACGCAGUCCGCGUGGCUGGUUUGA
Molecule: messenger RNA, 516 nt
Organism: Acanthosepion pharaonis
Lineage: Eukaryota; Metazoa; Mollusca; Cephalopoda; Sepiida; Sepiidae
Source: the annotation of a GenBank genome assembly